AUGAGUCGCAGAUUUACUCUCCACUCAGACACAAGGACGAGUUCAGAAGAAGAUACCUUCAACCUGGCUGUCAUUGGAGAUGGCAAUGUGGGGAAGUCAACCACCGUUUGCAGAUUCAUCAAACACUGGACAGAACUGAGCAGCCAAGCCCCCAAGAAAAGUAAGAAACAUAAUAAAUCUCACGGUGAUCUUGGAAUCAAAGGGCGAAGUCUGACAGUCGAUAUUGUGGACACAUCAUCAAAGAAGAGGUUCCCUUUCCUGCAGAGACUCCCCUCCUGUGACGCCUACGUGUUGGUGUACUCCUUGGUGUGUGAUGACUCCUUCGACUUUGUGGUGGCAGCCAGGGACCAGAUCCUCCAGCAAGAGGGACCCUCAGUCCCAAUCGUGUUCGUGGCCAACAAGACAGACAUUGCUGACUCUGUAGACAAGACAGAGAGAGUGUACCGAGGUCUGAACAUCAGCUGUGAAUGGGACAAUGGGCACGAAGAGAUCUCAGCUGAGAAGGACACCAGUAUCAUCCAGGUACUGGAACAGAUCAUGAAGCGGCAUCACAAAUAUAUUUCUGGGAAUAAAGGAGAGACGCACUCGGGUAUUUCUAAAAAGUUGCGAUCAAUCAGAAAAUUCUUUUCAAGGAAUAAACGACAGUAA
Messenger RNA from Haliotis rufescens (red abalone), 648 nucleotides. RefSeq names its product GTP-binding protein rhb1-like. NCBI's taxonomy places the organism in Eukaryota, Metazoa, Mollusca, Gastropoda, Lepetellida, Haliotidae. The record is from RefSeq and is a predicted model, not a curated record. The transcript has a single exon. Gene Ontology annotation, molecular function: GTPase activity; GTP binding. The coding region runs from base 1 to 648 and encodes 215 amino acids.